Messenger RNA from Lolium rigidum, 494 nucleotides. RefSeq lists its product as uncharacterized. Bases 17 to 385 code for a protein of 122 amino acids. Lineage: Eukaryota; Viridiplantae; Streptophyta; Magnoliopsida; Poales; Poaceae. The record is from RefSeq and is a predicted model, not a curated record. Gene Ontology annotation, cellular component: nucleus; NuA4 histone acetyltransferase complex. The transcript is spliced from 5 exons. Gene Ontology annotation, biological process: regulation of transcription by RNA polymerase II.
GCCGAAAGGUUCGGGGAUGGAGGCCGCCGCCGACGAGGAGCAGGAGGGGCUCUCCGCGCAGUCGCCGGCGCAGGCGCCCCCAUCAUCAGCUUCUUCUCUUCCCAAGGAGCAAUCGCAGGUGGAGUUGGAGCUGAGGCUGCUCCAGGCUCUCGAGUUCUACCCUCCGUCAAAACUGAAAGGCAUUCAUCGUCACUUUGUUCUGUAUGGCCUCAUGGAGCACUUGAGAAAAAGCCUGGACAGACAGUUCUCUGCCGACGAAGUUCUGCAGCUGCUGGACCGCUUCUUCAACCUGGAAAUGCUGAAGCCGGAUGACGAGGAGAAGGAUAAUUUCAGCCAGGCGGAGGAAUUCGCCUUGCCAGACAGCUUCCUCAAGAAGGAAGAAUGAUCACAAGUAGCCCCCGCAGGUAGUACGUAGAAGAGAAGGAUGCGUCGGCUUCAGUCUGACCGCGACUUGUUUGUAGUUCUUGCCCCCGGCCAUCUUGCGCUGGAGGGCG